AUGGAUGAUAUUUAUGAUGCUUAUGCUAAUUGGGACGAAAUUGUGCUCAUCACUGACAUGAUUAAUAGGUGGUCUGAAAAUGACUUUACUCGGUUACCAGAUUACAUGAGAUAUUUGUAUGAAGUAUUUGAGGAAUAUUUUGAUUGGUUGGAGAAGGAAAGUGCCCAACGAGGACUUUUCUAUGGCGUCCAACAUUUAAAAGAAAUGGUAAAGGUUUUGGCAAAUGCAUACUUCGAAGAGGCAAGAUGGGUUCAAGAAGGUUAUAUACCUACUGUAGAAGAAUACAUGAAUUGUGCAGGAUUGAUUACGUCUUGUGGUCGGAUUCUCACAAUUAUUUCCUUUAUUGGAAUGGAUCCAAUUUUAGCAACUAAAGAGGCUUUUGAUUGGGUGAUCAACAAUCCACCCAUCAUCAAAGCCACCGGAUUUAUUAUGAGAUUAUCCGAUGAUAUUGUUGGAUUUAAGUUUGAGCAACAAAGAAAGCAUGUGGCAUCUGCAAUACAAUGUUAUGUGAAAGAGCAUGAUGUGUUGGAGGAAAUAGCGAUACAUGAGUUAAGAAAGGAAAUGAUUGAUGAAUGGAAAGAUAUCAAUUAUGAAUUGAUUCAUCCAAUUGAUCAGAUCCCAUUGGCCCUACUUACACGUGUCGUUAAUCUAGCACGAUGCAUGAAUGUGUUUUACAAGGAAGAAGACGUGUUCACACAUUCUCAAAGUAAAAUGAAAGGCAUCAUCACUUCUAUGUUCGUUAAUCGUGUUGGCGGAUAA
Molecule: messenger RNA, 759 nt
Organism: Impatiens glandulifera
Lineage: Eukaryota; Viridiplantae; Streptophyta; Magnoliopsida; Ericales; Balsaminaceae
Product: sesquiterpene synthase 2-like
Exons: 4
Coding region: 1-759 (252 amino acids)
Molecular function (GO): magnesium ion binding; terpene synthase activity
Source: RefSeq, a predicted model, not a curated record